This is a messenger RNA of Schistosoma intercalatum, 14729 nucleotides long. NCBI's taxonomy places the organism in Eukaryota, Metazoa, Platyhelminthes, Trematoda, Strigeidida, Schistosomatidae. The record is from the annotation of a GenBank genome assembly.
GACGAGAGAGAAGCUAGUGAGUUCAAGUUUGUGUGAAGAUGAGUCGAAUGUGGUUGGUCAACUGCGCGAAGAGUUGACGUCUUGUUAUGAACAGAUAGUGAAGCUGUCUAGAUCGGUGGAGGAGAGUGAUGCUUCGUUGAUGGAUGUCCGGCGUUUGUUGACUGUGAAGGAGAGUGAAGUGGCGGAUCUGAGAGAGGAGAAGCGUCAUUUACGAGACGAAUUGAAUGAGUUGAGGGAGACUGUAGAGGCAGAACGACGUGAUUUGGACAUAAUGCGUGCAAAUAUGGAUGUGUUGGAGAGCAAGGAAGAGGUGUCGGCGAUGUGCGUGGAGUGUCGUGGACCGAACGUUGCUGCUGCUGCUGCUGCUGCUGCUGUGGAGGAGGAGUGUGUGCAGACGGAGAUUGACGACGAAGUUUUUGACCUGGUGUCGACGUUGCAGCUCGAGGUUGCCCAUCUGCGUGAGGAAAAUGCGGCGACGUUGGCGGCUCUGGAGCGUUCACAGCUCGAGUUGAGCAUGAAACAGACCGAAGUGCAGGAACCGGAGUCACGUAUGAUGGUGAACGAGACAACUUGUUGGAUUCCUUGUGAGACUGUGAGAAAGGCGCCCGAUGUGGUUGUCCGUGAGUUGGCAGAGGUUGAUGACACAGACAGAGUGGAGGCAGACGUGUUUGCCGGAGUUCCUGACAUGCAGCUGGUGGAGACUGUUGCAAGCGACUCAGUGUCAGGCAUUGUGCCUGAUCGAAUGGACAGGCAAACUACGGACUUGUGUGUUGAGGGCGUUUCGAACGAGGAAGUGGUCUUGCCCAUUCACGCCACUCAGAGUUGGACGAAACCGCCGAGUGAACAAGACAAUGACGAUCCCGAACUUGCCCUGUUGAAUACAGACAGCCUAAGAGCGCGAUUGAAGGAGGCCAUGAGCAGAAUCUGCGAACUUGAGAAUGCCAAGACAGAGUUGAGUGUGCGUCUGCGUGAGCUGGAAGGCGUUAUGAUGUGUGAAGAUAAGCCGAUGGAUGUGAUGCCUCUUAGUUCUCGUGUGCCUGACCGGUCGAUGAAAGUGACGGAGGAAGCUGAUGCACUGUGGAAGCACAACAAAGAGCUGAUGACAGAGGUAGACUUGUUACGAAGUAAGAUUUCAGAGCGCGUGACACUGUUGGACGAUGUGUGCAUGGAGAUGGAUGAGGUCAGAGGAUCACUGGGUUUCUUGUUGAAGCAGGUGAGAGAAUUGCGUGCAGCACAUGCUGAGGCGAAUGCUGACCGCGCCGAAAUGGCGAACAGAAUGAGUGAGUACGAACGGGUUUCACAUCGCCUGUGCGAAACAGUUGGUCGAUCCACGUCACCAGUGCAAGACAUCGACUAUGCACACGAAGGCUCGUCGACUGACCGUUGCACAUCAGACGGGUUGCGAGAGGAUUUGCAGCGUGCACUGGAUACACAAUCGUCCGAGCUGGAGGCAGUCACUGAGAAACUGAAAGAAUGUGAGUCAAUGAACAAUGCCCUGAUCUGUGAGUGUGAGUCGCUGAAGCGUCGUCUAGAGAGUUAUAUGACUGUGAUUACUGACUUGGAGAAUGAUGUGACCAAGACGAAAGCACUGUUGGCGUUUGUGGUUGACCAUAUAAGAGGUCUGCGUUCCGACUAUGGAGAUUGGUGCAGAGAGCACGAACAACGAGUGCAGGAGUGUUUAGAUGCCGUCACAACAGGGUUGUCCCAUGGUGUGGUUGAACACGUGGACCGUGAGUGUGAGACAAUGACAUGGCCAGAACACUUGGAGUCUACUGUUAUGCUUGAUAGCUUUGUGCGACUACAAGAGUCUCAUGAAGUGACGUCGAUGCAGAGAGGCCAAGAUUGGGAUUCGGUAAGUGAGAUGAGCAGACUGUGCGACCGGAACCGUGAGCUGUCUGAGGAGCUCUGCAAGUGUCGAGACCUGUGUGAUAAGCAGGCAUCUGAGAUGGUGUUUAUGCAAACAGCUCUUCGUCAGGCAGUCGAACAGGCGUCAACUGCCCGAGAGGAACUGGAGGCCUAUAGACACGAGAAGGUUUGCGCAAUGUCAGAUCUGGAGAGUCAACUGUCUGCUUCUCGUGACGAGUGUUCUGCACUACGGGAUCAAGUGUGUCGGCUUGAGACAUCGAUGGAAGAGCAUUGCAACACUGUGUUGGCGAUAGCCAGUCGAGACUGGGAGUCGCGCGUAAACGAAAUUGUGAGAGAACGCGACACAGCCAUGAAAGAGUUGUUGGAACUGCGUAGUAGGUUGGAUAUGGCAGACGAUGUGGACGCCAGUUUGGCAAAAACAGUGUGCAGAAGUGACAUGGGAACUGACGUGCUAGAUCGUAUGAUUGAACGUGAUAUAGCUUUGUCAUCAGGGUUCACUAGUGAUACGAGAGAGACUGUGAGCGUGGGCGUUGGUAAAGAUGCAGAGGACGACGAGUUGAAUUGCAUGGUUGUUGACGGUUGGAGCGACUACUCCUCAGAAUGCAUACACGACGAGCACAAGCCUAGUGUGUCGGUUGGUUCUCCGACUAGACUUGUGAGUGUGGCGACUCAAGCGACAGACAGCGUGUCUUGGUUGGCUACUGACACAUUGUCAACUUCAGGAUUUACCGAUCAGUCGACCGUAGAUCAGUCGACCAGGAGUCCAGUGGAGAUGACGAGAGAGAAGCUAGUGAGUUCAAGUUUGUGUGAAGAUGAGUCGAAUGUGGUUGGUCAACUGCGCGAAGAGUUGACAUCUUGUUAUGAACAGAUAGUGAAGCUGUCUAGAUCGGUGGAGGAGAGUGAUGCUUCGUUGAUGGAUGUCCGGCGUUUGUUGACUGUGAAGGAGAGUGAAGUGGCGGAUCUGAGAGAGGAGAAGCGUCAUUUACGAGACGAAUUGAAUGAGUUGAGGGAGACUGUAGAGGCAGAACGACGUGAUUUGGACAUAAUGCGUGCAAAUAUGGAUGUGUUGGAGAGCAAGGAAGAGGUGUCGGCGAUGUGCGUGGAGUGUCGUGGACCGAACGUUGCUGCUGCUGCUGCUGCUGCUGCUGCUGCUGUGGAGGAGGAGUGUGUGCAGACGGAGAUUGACGACGAAGUUUUUGACCUGGUGUCGACGUUGCAGCUCGAGGUUGCCCAUCUGCGUGAGGAAAAUGCGGCGACGUUGGCGGCUCUGGAGCGUUCACAGCUCGAGUUGAGCAUGAAACAGACCGAAGUGCAGGAACCGGAGUCACGUAUGAUGGUGAACGAGACAACUUGUUGGAUUCCUUGUGAGACUGUGAGAAAGGCGCCCGAUGUGGUUGUCCGUGAGUUGGCAGAGGUUGAUGACACAGACAGAGUGGAGGCAGACGUGUUUGCCGGAGUUCCUGACAUGCAGCUGGUGGAGACUGUUGCAAGCGACUCAGUGUCAGGCAUUGUGCCUGAUCGAAUGGACAGGCAAACUACGGACUUGUGUGUUGAGGGCGUUUCGAACGAGGAAGUGGUCUUGCCCAUUCACGCCACUCAGAGUUGGACGAAACCGCCGAGUGAACAAGACAAUGACGAUCCCGAACUUUCCCUGUUGAAUACAGACAGCCUAAGAGCGCGAUUGAAGGAGGCCAUGAGCAGAAUCUGCGAACUUGAGAAUGCCAAGACAGAGUUGAGUGUGAGUCUGCGUGAGCUGGAAGGCGUUAUGAUGUGUGAAGAUAAGCCGAUGGAUGUGAUGCCUCUUAGUUCUCGUGUGCCUGACCGGUCGAUGAAAGUGACGGAGGAAGCUGAUGCACUGUGGAAGCACAACAAAGAGCUGAUGACAGAGGUAGACUUGUUACGAAGUAAGAUUUCAGAGCGCGUGACACUGUUGGACGAUGUGUGCAUGGAGAUGGAUGAGGUCAGAGGAUCACUGGGUUUCUUGUUGAAGCAGGUGAGAGAAUUGCGUGCAGCACAUGCUGAGGCGAAUGCUGACCGCGCCGAAAUGGCGAACAGAAUGAGUGAGUACGAACGGGUUUCACAUCGCCUGUGCGAAACAGUUGGUCGAUCCACGUCACCAGUGCAAGACAUCGACUAUGCACACGAAGGCUCGUCGACUGACCGUUGCACAUCAGACGGGUUGCGAGAGGAUUUGCAGCGUGCACUGGAUACACAAUCGUCCGAGCUGGAGGCAGUCACUGAGAAACUGAAAGAAUGUGAGUCAAUGAACAAUGCCCUGAUCUGUGAGUGUGAGUCGCUGAAGCGUCGUCUAGAGAGUUAUAUGACUGUGAUUACUGACUUGGAGAAUGAUGUGACCAAGACGAAAGCACUGUUGGCGUUUGUGGUUGACCAUAUAAGAGGUCUGCGUUCCGACUAUGGAGAUUGGUGCAGAGAGCACGAACAACGAGUGCAGGAGUGUUUAGAUGCCGUCACAACAGGGUUGUCCCAUGGUGUGGUUGAACACGUGGACCGUGAGUGUGAGACAAUGACAUGGCCAGAACACUUGGAGUCUACUGUUAUGCUUGAUAGCUUUGUGCGACUACAAGAGUCUCAUGAAGUGACGUCGAUGCAGAGAGGCCAAGAUUGGGAUUCGGUAAGUGAGAUGAGCAGACUGUGCGACCGGAACCGUGAGCUGUCUGAGGAGCUCUGCAAGUGUCGAGACCUGUGUGAUAAGCAGGCAUCUGAGAUGGUGUUUAUGCAAACAGCUCUUCGUCAGGCAGUCGAACAGGCGUCAACUGCCCGAGAGGAACUGGAGGCCUAUAGACACGAGAAGGUUUGCGCAAUGUCAGAUCUGGAGAGUCAACUGUCUGCUUCUCGUGACGAGUGUUCUGCACUACGGGAUCAAGUGUGUCGGCUUGAGACAUCGAUGGAAGAGCAUUGCAACACUGUGUUGGCGAUAGCCAGUCGAGACUGGGAGUCGCGCGUAAACGAAAUUGUGAGAGAACGCGACACAGCCAUGAAAGAGUUGUUGGAACUGCGUAGUAGGUUGGAUAUGGCAGACGAUGUGGACGCCAGGUUGGCAAAAACAGUGUGCAGAAGUGACAUGGGAACUGACGUGCUAGAUCGUAUGAUUGAACGUGAUAUAGCUUUGUCAUCAGGGUUCACUAGUGAUACGAGAGAGACUGUGAGCGUGGGCGUUGGUAAAGAUGCAGAGGACGACGAGUUGAAUUGCAUGGUUGUUGACGGUUGGAGCGACUACUCCUCAGAAUGCAUACACGACGAGCACAAGCCUAGUGUGUCGGUUGGUUCUCCGACUAGACUUGUGAGUGUGGCGACUCAAGCGACAGACAGCGUGUCUUGGUUGGCUACUGACACAUUGUCAACUUCAGGAUUUACCGAUCAGUCGACCGUAGAUCAGUCGACCAGGAGUCCAGUGGAGAUGACGAGAGAGAAGCUAGUGAGUUCAAGUUUGUGUGAAGAUGAGUCGAAUGUGGUUGGUCAACUGCGCGAAGAGUUGACAUCUUGUUAUGAACAGAUAGUGAAGCUGUCUAGAUCGGUGGAGGAGAGUGAUGCUUCGUUGAUGGAUGUCCGGCGUUUGUUGACUGUGAAGGAGAGUGAAGUGGCGGAUCUGAGAGAGGAGAAGCGUCAUUUACGAGACGAAUUGAAUGAGUUGAGGGAGACUGUAGAGGCAGAACGACGUGAUUUGGACAUAAUGCGUGCAAAUAUGGAUGUGUUGGAGAGCAAGGAAGAGGUGUCGGCGAUGUGCGUGGAGUGUCGUGGACCGAACGUUGCUGCUGCUGCUGCUGCUGCUGCUGUGGAGGAGGAGUGUGUGCAGACGGAGAUUGACGACGAAGUUUUUGACCUGGUGUCGACGUUGCAGCUCGAGGUUGCCCAUCUGCGUGAGGAAAAUGCGGCGACGUUGGCGGCUCUGGAGCGUUCACAGCUCGAGUUGAGCAUGAAACAGACCGAAGUGCAGGAACCGGAGUCACGUAUGAUGGUGAACGAGACAACUUGUCGGAUUCCUUGUGAGACUGUGAGAAAGGCGCCCGAUGUGGUUGUCCGUGAGUUGGCAGAGGUUGAUGACACAGACAGAGUGGAGGCAGACGUGUUUGCCGGAGUUCCUGACAUGCAGCUGGUGGAGACUGUUGCAAGCGACUCAGUGUCAGGCAUUGUGCCUGAUCGAAUGGACAGGCAAACUACGGACUUGUGUGUUGAGGGCGUUUCGAACGAGGAAGUGGUCUUGCCCAUUCACGCCACUCAGAGUUGGACGAAACCGCCGAGUGAACAAGACAAUGACGAUCCCGAACUUUCCCUGUUGAAUACAGACAGCCUAAGAGCGCGAUUGAAGGAGGCCAUGAGCAGAAUCUGCGAACUUGAGAAUGCCAAGACAGAGUUGAGUGUGAGUCUGCGUGAGCUGGAAGGCGUUAUGAUGUGUGAAGAUAAGCCGAUGGAUGUGAUGCCUCUUAGUUCUCGUGUGCCUGACCGGUCGAUGAAAGUGACGGAGGAAGCUGAUGCACUGUGGAAGCACAACAAAGAGCUGAUGACAGAGGUAGACUUGUUACGAAGUAAGAUUUCAGAGCGCGUGACACUGUUGGACGAUGUGUGCAUGGAGAUGGAUGAGGUCAGAGGAUCACUGGGUUUCUUGUUGAAGCAGGUGAGAGAAUUGCGUGCAGCACAUGCUGAGGCGAAUGCUGACCGCGCCGAAAUGGCGAACAGAAUGAGUGAGUACGAACGGGUUUCACAUCGCCUGUGCGAAACAGUUGGUCGAUCCACGUCACCAGUGCAAGACAUCGACUAUGCACACGAAGGCUCGUCGACUGACCGUUGCACAUCAGACGGGUUGCGAGAGGAUUUGCAGCGUGCACUGGAUACACAAUCGUCCGAGCUGGAGGCAGUCACUGAGAAACUGAAAGAAUGUGAGUCAAUGAACAAUGCCCUGAUCUGUGAGUGUGAGUCGCUGAAGCGUCGUCUAGAGAGUUAUAUGACUGUGAUUACUGACUUGGAGAAUGAUGUGACCAAGACGAAAGCACUGUUGGCGUUUGUGGUUGACCAUAUAAGAGGUCUGCGUUCCGACUAUGGAGAUUGGUGCAGAGAGCACGAACAACGAGUGCAGGAGUGUUUAGAUGCCGUCACAACAGGGUUGUCCCAUGGUGUGGUUGAACACGUGGACCGUGAGUGUGAGACAAUGACAUGGCCAGAACACUUGGAGUCUACUGUUAUGCUUGAUAGCUUUGUGCGACUACAAGAGUCUCAUGAAGUGACGUCGAUGCAGAGAGGCCAAGAUUGGGAUUCGGUAAGUGAGAUGAGCAGACUGUGCGACCGGAACCGUGAGCUGUCUGAGGAGCUCUGCAAGUGUCGAGACCUGUGUGAUAAGCAGGCAUCUGAGAUGGUGUUUAUGCAAACAGCUCUUCGUCAGGCAGUCGAACAGGCGUCAACUGCCCGAGAGGAACUGGAGGCCUAUAGACACGAGAAGGUUUGCGCAAUGUCAGAUCUGGAGAGUCAACUGUCUGCUUCUCGUGACGAGUGUUCUGCACUACGGGAUCAAGUGUGUCGGCUUGAGACAUCGAUGGAAGAGCAUUGCAACACUGUGUUGGCGAUAGCCAGUCGAGACUGGGAGUCGCGCGUAAACGAAAUUGUGAGAGAACGCGACACAGCCAUGAAAGAGUUGUUGGAACUGCGUAGUAGGUUGGAUAUGGCAGACGAUGUGGACGCCAGGUUGGCAAAAACAGUGUGCAGAAGUGACAUGGGAACUGACGUGCUAGAUCGUAUGAUUGAACGUGAUAUAGCUUUGUCAUCAGGGUUCACUAGUGAUACGAGAGAGACUGUGAGCGUGGGCGUUGGUAAAGAUGCAGAGGACGACGAGUUGAAUUGCAUGGUUGUUGACGGUUGGAGCGACUACUCCUCAGAAUGCAUACACGACGAGCACAAGCCUAGUGUGUCGGUUGGUUCUCCGACUAGACUUGUGAGUGUGGCGACUCAAGCGACAGACAGCGUGUCUUGGUUGGCUACUGACACAUUGUCAACUUCAGGAUUUACCGAUCAGUCGACCGUAGAUCAGUCGACCAGGAGUCCAGUGGAGAUGACGAGAGAGAAGCUAGUGAGUUCAAGUUUGUGUGAAGAUGAGUCGAAUGUGGUUGGUCAACUGCGCGAAGAGUUGACGUCUUGUUAUGAACAGAUAGUGAAGCUGUCUAGAUCGGUGGAGGAGAGUGAUGCUUCGUUGAUGGAUGUCCGGCGUUUGUUGACUGUGAAGGAGAGUGAAGUGGCGGAUCUGAGAGAGGAGAAGCGUCAUUUACGAGACGAAUUGAAUGAGUUGAGGGAGACUGUAGAGGCAGAACGACGUGAUUUGGACAUAAUGCGUGCAAAUAUGGAUGUGUUGGACAGCAAAGAAGUGAUGUCUGAUUUACGGUCUCGUCGUGUUAUUUUGUUAGAUCAACUUGGUUUUUAUGAUAAUUCUGAGGUCGACGGUGCGCAUCGUUUAUUUUUACAUGAUGAGCUUUCAGAUCUUAAGCAGAAAUUCUCAAGAAUUUCAAUGUCUUUAGCAUUCGCUACGGAUUUUGUUGAUUUAUGUAUGAAGUUUCUUUUAGUUUUUGUGAAUUUACUUUUGGAUUUAUCUAGAUUUUCAAGUACCAAUUUUGAUCGUAUAAUGUGUGCUGAUUUUAUAGAUCUUUUGUCAAAUAUUGUUUCUUUUUUAAAAUCUUCUAAUUUUGUUGAUGUUUUUGGUGAUUAUUCUAAUAGUUUGACAUAUUUCAGUAAUCUACAUGAACUACUGUUUUCCGGUUGUCUAUCUUCCUGCAGUUUAUGUAAAAUCCAAGACGUUUGUCAUCGUAGUUUUAUAUGUAAUUUAUGUGUUCGUUGUAUUUCUUCUAUCCAACAUCCUGAUAUUUACAAUUACAUAUUAAAAGCACAAUAUCCUCACAUUAAUCCAAUGAAUGGUACCGAUGAUAAUGAUUAUGAUGAUCAUGAUCAUGAUGUGAAUGCUUCUGGUGAUUUGUUAUCUGAUCAUCAUUCUAAUACAAUUUAUCCACAACUUAUAUCACAACAAUCAAUAACUGAUAAAACUCAACAAAUUGAUCUUGAACAUCAACUUCUUAUUGCUAAAUCAGAAAUAAAUCGAUUAUCUCAUUUAUUAUAUAAUAUAAGACUAAAUAGACAUCAUGAACAAGAAGAAGUCAAAGAAGAAGAGAAAGAAGAAAAAGAAGAAAAACAAAUACAAAAGAAAUUCAAUAAUGAUACACAGUUAGAAAUUGAAAAAAUUUAUUAUGAAAAUUUAUAUUUAAAUAAACAAAAUAAUCAAUUAAUAAUAAUCAAUAAUCAAUUAUAUCAUAAAAUAUUGAAUGAAAUUACAAAAGAAUUAAACAUAUUCAAAUCAUUAAUCAAUAAUAAUAAUAAUAAAUCAAUAUCCAAUGAAGAAUCAAUUGAAUGUAAUCAAUACUUUAAAUUUAUUGAUUAUUUAUUAAAUAAUAGAAAAGAAUUAAUCAAAGAAAUUAUUGAUUAUAAAAAUCAUUAUCAUAUCAUUUAUCAAUUAUUAAUUGAAGGUUUAUAUUUAAAUAAAAUAAAUGAAUUAAAACAAACUACAAAUCAAUAUUGUUAUUGGAAGAAAGUAGAAAAUAUUAUUCAUUCUAAUAAUGAUUUAAUAUCAAGAUAUAGUUCUAUAGAAACUGAAUCCAAUGUACUUGUUCCACCACCACCAUCAUCAUUAUCACCACCACCUCCACCACCGCCACCACCACCACCACAACAACAACAACAAGAACAAUUAUACGAAUUCAAUAAUUCUAUAUUACAAACUGGUCAUUGUUUACUGAAUAAAAUAAAUAAAAUCAUAACAAAAAUUGAAAAGAUUGAAAUGGAUUUAAACAAUUCAAAAUGUAUUCAACAACAAUUGAUUGAUUUGAAAAUAAUCAAUAAUCAAUGGAAAAUCAAUAUGAAUAUAAUAUUGAAUAAUUUAUUGAUUUUACAAAAUAAAAUCAAUAAUGAUCAUGAUACAGCAACCAUAACUACAACAUCAAUACCAAUGACUUGUAAUCAUUUGAAUGAUGAAUUAAAUCAUCAUGAUAAUUAUUCUAUAAAUAUAUUAAAUCCAAAUGAAAUUAUGCCAAUAUUUAAUAUAUUGAUUCAAGAUUUCCAAACUUAUAUCAAUAGAAUAAGUAUUAUAGAAAAUCAAUAUAAUUUAUUAAAUGAUAAAUUAAAUCAAUUAAAUAAACAAUGUAAUAAACUUCAUAUUGAAAUGAUUCAAUUACAAUCAUCAAUUAAUAAUGAAACAAUUAUCAUAGAUAACUUAGUAACUAAUAAUUUAGUUACUAUGUCAACUGCAUCAAUCAACAUAACUAAUGAUAAUGAUACAGAGAAUCUUUCUAUCAAUAUAGAGAUUGAAAAUAUCAUGGAAAAAAUUAAACUAUAUACAAAUCAAUUAAAUUCCAUUAGAAAACAGAUGAUACAACAAAUAGAACAAAAGAAUACUGAACAAAUCAAAGCAUUAGAUGAUGAUGAUGAUGAAGAUAAUACUAAUGUAGAAAAUGAAGUAAAAGAAGAUAUUUACAUAUCAAAUCAAUAUAUACUUGAUAAAGAAAUAUUUUUGAACGAGAAAAGUAAAACUAUUGAAUGUAUUGAUAAUAAACAUCAGAAAGAUACUCUUAUUAUUGAUUCUACAGAUGAAGUGAUAUCACUUUUAACUGAAGUACCUAUUCCACCUGAUGUACAUUUGAUAAGUGACGAGAAGCAAUCACUUAAUUCUUUUGAUGUGAGAAGAAUAGUUGAAGAAGAUUUCAAUGUCAAUGUGACAGAAACAAGUGUACUGGAUAUAAGAAGAGAUUAUUCUACUAAUGAAUUGAAAGAUACUCCUCUUAUUGAUUCUACAGAUGAAGUGAUAUCACUAUUAAAUAAAGUACCUAUUCCACCUGAUGUAAAUUUGUUAAGUGAUGAGAAACAAUCACAUGAUUCUUCUGAUGUCCGUAGAAUAGUUGAAGAAGAUUUCAAUGUCAAUGACACAGAACAAAGCUUACUAGAUAUAAGAAGAGAUAAUUCUACUAAUGAAUUGAAAGAUACUUCUGUUAUUGGUUCUACAGAUGAAAUGAUAUCAUUUUCAACUAAAGUACCUAUUACAAAUGAUGUAGAUCUUAUAAGUGAUGAGAAACAAUCACAUAGUUCUUCUGAUGUUAAUAGAAUUCAUGAUACAGAACAAUUUCAGACUAUUAUUUCAAACAAUUAUACAAAAUCUACUAAUAAUACGGACCAAUAUUCACUCGAGUUUGUUUUACGUUUAUUACAUUUACGUGAUACGGAACUAUUAUACAUCAUCUCAACAAAUAAUAAAUCUGAAGAAGAAGAAUCAAUAAACCAUAAUAAAUAUAAUCUAUCUCCAUCUCUAUUAAACAAUCAAAUUCUCAUAAAAAAACUUAAUAAAUUCAUAUAUUGGGAAAAUAUAGAUCCAAUCGAUAUAAAUAGUAUACCAAUUCAUCGUAUUAAUAUCAAUAUGUUCGAAUCAAAAGAAUCUAUUGAACAACAAAUCGAUAGAAUAUCAUCUACUUCCAAGAAUCAAUUAUUUAUAAAUGUUGAAACAAUAGAAAUGACAAAUCAAUCUAUUGAUCAAAUAUCUUAUCAUGAAGAUAUGGAUUGGUAUGAACAACAUUUGUAUACGUUAGUUCAAAAUGCAUUGAAUGCAUUAAAUCAAAUGAAUCAACAUUUUCUUGAAUCGAGAAAACCAUUAUUAUCUGAACACAGACAAGAAGAGUUAAUCAAUAUCUUGACGAAAUUAUUAACAACUAUCCCAAUAAACAAUAGUAUACAACAACAAACUCAUGAAAAAAAUGUUCAAAAAAGCCUUCAAUCAUCUCCCUCAUUUUCUCCAUGUUUAACAUCAUCAUUAUUAGAAGAACAUCCAGUAUGUAGUACAACUGUUACAAGUAUCACUACAACGACAACUUCAGGAGUUACUUGUUUUAUUCAAACUCUUUCAUCUAUUACACCUACUAAUACCACUACAACUACUACAUCGUUUCCACAAUCUAAACAGAUCUCUGAAAUAUCUGAUUCAUCUAAUUUAAGUUUGACAACAAAUUUAACUUAUCCAAGACGUUCAGAAAAAGCAUCAAUAAAUGAAUUAAUUAGUUCUGUGGAUCAUUUGAGAAAUUUGCAUGAAUUACGCAGUUUAGCCAAAUAUCUUUUAGAUCAAUAUCAUAUUGUUACAUCUGAACUAGACCUUCAGUCUGAUACUAAUUGGUGUUUAAGACAGAGAUUGACAAAUGCAAACAGUCAAUUAAAUCGGUUAACAGGCUUGUUAAAUAAAAGCAGUCAAGGAUUGUCAUCGAUUGAAGAAGAUUUAAGCUUAGGAACGGACAAAACUUCAUUACGUUCAGAACAUUAUGAUGGAAUACGUCAUAAAUCACUUCAACCAACUUAUACUUUAAAUAAUUUACAAGAAAAGAAUAUAACUAGUGGUCGACGUUUAAAUUUCAUUCCUUCCUCUGAUGAACAAUUGAUUAGAUCUAGUUAUUCAUCAUCUAUUCAAACAAUGGGAAAUAAAUCAAUAUUAAAAUCCAAAUCCAAAUCCAAAUCUGAAAUAUCAUCAAUGACAUCAAGAAUUAGUGAUCCUGAUUAUUUUAUAACUCAUGGAAUGUUUAUUCCAAUGAGAAUAAUGCAAUCUAUUUCAUCACAAACGGUAAAACACAAAAAAGUAUCUUGUCUUCCACGGAACACUUUUAGUUGUGGUCCAAUUUUAAAACGUUCCCAUAAACAUCAUCAUCCUUCAUCUAUUGAUGAUACAUAUCAAUCAUUAUCUAAACCAUGUAGUCAUGAUAUUAGUGAUAAAUCCAUUGAAAUUAUUGGUAGAACAAUAACAUCAACACCAUUAUUAACAACAACAUUAACAAAUUCAUCUAAACCAUUAGAUAUUAAGAAUAAUCCAAAUAUACUGAUAUCACAUUGGAAUGAAUUAGAGACAAGUCAACAGAAAUUACCUAAUAUAUCAAUGUCUAUGAUAAAAGAUUAUGAACAUUAUCCAAAUAAAUCUUCAUCUCUAUCAGUUUCUUCAACAAUGAAUAAUGAAAAUGAUAUAAUAUGUAAUGAAAAACAAUCAUUAUUACAUGAAUAUAAUAAUAAUAAUAAUAAUAAUAGUAUUCAUCAAUUACCACAGAGUUCCACAAUAACAAGGACCAUCACCCCCGCCGCCGCCGCCGCCGCCGUCACCACCACCACCACCACAACAACAACAACAAGAAGAAGUCGUUCAUCAUCCUCAACAUCAUCAUCUUUUUCAUUUACAAGUUUUCAUUCACAUCCUUAUUCUAAUGAAAGAAUUCCUAUAAAAUCAAGAAAAAUGAAAUUUCAUUCACGUUUUCUUAAUUUAUUUAAAUCUAAUUUUAAAAAAUGAUCGAUUUUUUAAUUGUUUAGUCUUAUUAUUUUGUUGCGAUUAUCAUCGUUGUUGUUGUUGCUGUCAUCGUCGUCGUCGUUACCAUUAUUGUUGCCAUGACUCAACUAAGAGAAAAAAAACAAAAGAAGAAUAGUAUAAACAACUAGUUUCAUUGUGUUUAAUUCAUGAUAAACUAUGUGUGUGCGUGUGUGUGUAUGUGUGUCAUUUUUCUUUUCUUUUUUUUCUUUUUUUUUUUAAUUGUCAUACAAGUACCUGUGAUGUUCCUUGAUUGAAUUGAUUUUUUUUUGUAAUGUGUGCUAGUUUAUUACUUAAUUAUUCAAUCAUUCAUUUACUCAGUUGAUUUCAUACUGUUUUACACAUAGAUAAACAUUUUCUAGUUUAUUACAUUAUUGAUUUACUCUUAUUAUGAUUAUUAUUAUCUUAUUUUUCUGCUAUAAUAUAUACAUUGAUCUAUUGAAAAGAAAGGAGGGGGGGUACUCUUAAAUGUGUACAGUUCUCUUCUUUGUUUCUUAUAUGAAACUGGAUAUAUCGAUUAUCACUGUUGUUAUUGGGUGUUGUUGUUGUUAUGACUUAUUGUGUACUUGAUCUGAUACAUUUUCGAUCUGCUUAUCAUCAUUUUUGAAAACUGUAAACAUUGUAUUAUGUAAUAGAUUACAGAUAUAUGAUAACAAAAUAUACAAAUUCAAUGAUUUCAUUAUUAGAUGAUUCUAUUUUUUUGGUUUUAUUUUUGUUGUUGUUGUUCUUGUUGUUGCUGGGGUAUAUGAACAGUUAUUUAUUUUAAAUGCUUCUACAUAGAUGAGUAUCAUGUGAAUUCAUGCAUUUUUGAGUUGUUUUUUUUCUUUUCUAUCCAACUCAAUCGUCAUGGUUACUAUGAGAUAUAGUUAUUACAUAGUUACUGUGUGUGUAUAACUAAAUUGCCAAAACUCUUGAUAGCGCCAUUUCUAUCAUUUCAUAAUUGAUUGAUUGAUUGUAUGAAGAAGGGGGGGUGUGCUAGGAAAGUGUUCUAUAUUUCACAGCUUUUGCUUUCAAUUAUAUAUAUAUAUAUAUAUAUGUUACUUUAAUCUUCUUCCUUUUUUCUUCAUUUAUUCAUCCAUUUUCAUAAUAUUUCACGAAUUUAUAUUUUAUUGUUUAAAUAAUGUUUAUAGGCAUAACGAUUAGAAACUACAUUGUUUCUUCUUUAUACUUAUGAUCAAUGUCACUUUCAAUGUUUUACGGUGUUAAAGCGUGUAGCUAUGUCGUUUUUUGUUUUGUUUAAUGCUUACAUCAAUUAUGUGUAUCUGUGUUUGUGUAUCCGUGUGUGUGUGUGCGUGUGUGAGAUCUUGAUCUGUUUUUUUUCUCCUUAGUUAAACAUUGACAUCAGAUCAUUGUUAUGUAACAGUUUUAGGCUGUGAAUAUAAACAUUUGUCAUCAUCAUUAUUGUUGUUACUUAUUCUUGUCAUCAUCAUCAUCAUUUCAUUUUCAUUAUUCAUUUCAUUCGUUCAGAUUCAGUAAAUAAAUAAAUAAAUAUUUUCUGGAU